Molecule: messenger RNA, 2268 nt
Organism: Diaporthe citri
Lineage: Eukaryota; Fungi; Ascomycota; Sordariomycetes; Diaporthales; Diaporthaceae
Exons: 6
Coding region: 1-2268 (755 amino acids)
Biological process (GO): error-prone translesion synthesis; response to radiation
Cellular component (GO): nucleus; site of double-strand break; replication fork
Molecular function (GO): damaged DNA binding; DNA-directed DNA polymerase activity
Source: RefSeq, a predicted model, not a curated record
AUGGAAUAUUGGGGCAACCGAAUUUACCUGAGGGGUCUCGAUGUGCCCUACGCCCGCCUAUCCGGAGCAACAGCUUCAUUUUCAGCGUCGGAAGGCUCGUGGUGGGUUGUCACAGAGCAGGCAAAACCUGCCGUACGAGGUUUCAAGGCGCCUGUGAAGCGGCAGGGCCAGCCAUCGACGACUUCUGGCACCAUCAUACCCAAGUCCAAUAAGGCGCUGAACUUCCAGUCGAAUGUUUCCAAUGCAUCCGUCAGCAAGAUGUCCUCAUCCCCGCGAAGCUUUCGGGAGUCUUCGCCAGCCGGAGCUCCUGGGCGAACAAGGUCCCAGUUCACCUAUCGCCACCUCAACACCCUGGCCUCUUACUCGACGUCUUGUCCUCUGAGAGUCAUCGCCCACAUUGAUCUUGACGCCUUUUACGCCCAGUGUGAGAUGCGUCGGCUUGAUAUCCCUGACGGCCAGCCACUUGCGGUCCAACAAUGGCAAGGCCUUAUUGCCGUUAACUACCCUGCUCGGGAUCGUGGUGUUGGAAGGUUCACAGACAUCACUCAAGCAAAGGAGCUGUGUGAUAACCUGAUCUGCCAACACGUGGCAACCUGGAGGGAGGGCGAGGAAAAUUGGGCUUACCGUGAUGAUCAUGUCAUGAGUACUGACAAAGUCUCCUUGGACCCAUAUCGUCUGCAAUCGAGAAGGAUUCUUGCCCUGAUCAAGGAAUCACUCCCGGCAAGCCUUCAGAGGGUCGAGAAAGCUUCCAUAGACGAGGUGGGCCUCCAAGAGCUGACACGCCUCAAGUUCCUCGACCUGUCGGCUCAAGUGCACGCAAUCCUUCUGGAUCGCUUUCCUGAGCUCGGGAAGCCGCCCCCCUACGAUGACCCGACUGAGAAACUGCCAAUGCCCCCAGUGACAGCGCUCGACUGGAAAGCAGAUGCACUGGUUGACCUCGAUGACACAGAAACGGAAACAGAUGAUCCCGACUGGAAUGAUGUUGCUCUUUUGAUAGGGUCCGAGAUUGUUCGCGAUGUGCGAGCAGCUAUUCGUGCCCAACUCAAGUACACUUGUUCCGCGGGUGUCGCAAGCAACAAGAUGCUCAGCAAGUUGGGCUCCGGUCACAAGAAGCCUAAUGGGCAGACGGUGAUACGGCAUCGAGCCGUCCGGCAAUUCCUGUCCAGCUUCAAGUUUACCAAGAUUCGGAACCUGGGAGGAAAGCUAGGUGACCAGAUUGCACAGACUUUCAACACUGAGUCCGUCAGCGAUCUUCUGCUGGUCCCGGUAGAGCAGUUCAAGUCCAAGCUCGGAGACGAUACUGGGGUCUGGGUCCAUAAUACGAUCAGAGGCAUUGACAACAGUGAAGUCAACUCGCGUGUUCAGAUCAAGUCAAUGCUGUCGGCAAAGUCAUUUCGCCCCAGCAUAAACAGCGUGGAGUCAGCAGUGAAGUGGCUUAGAAUCUUUGUGAGCGACAUCUUCUCCCGCUUAGUCGAGGAGGGCGUUCUUGAGAACAAGCGCCGUCCUCGUUCGAUAAACCUCCAUCACCGGCAUGGGGGCCAGACACGGUCGAGGCAGGGUCCUAUACCCCAGGGGAGGCCAAUCGACAAGGAGUUGCUGCUUGACCUCGCCAAGAAUCUUCUUAAUCAAAUCGUCCUUGAGGGCAAAGUAUGGCCAUGCGCAAAUCUUUCACUCAGUGUCGGGGGAUUCGACGAAGGGAUCACCGGGAAUAUGGGAAUAGGGGCAUUCUUGGUUAAGGGCGAGGAGGCACAGUCUCUGAAGAGAAGCUCACGAGAAGGCUCAAUGGAGGCCUCGCUUCCCAAGCAGCCAGAGAAACACAGAAAAAGUGAGAAAGAAGGUAUCCACCGAUUCUUUUCGAAAUCGGCGCCGAUCAAGUACGACGAUGAAAAUCGUGCUCUAAACCCAGCCACUAGCCUGAUGAGCGGCGGUGAAACAUCUCACAAGCAUACCGGAAAUUCCAUGUCAGAAAGGGAACCUGCAGAUGAAGUUGCACAAAAAGAAGCCAGCAAAGACAGCCAACUGCAGGAACCAGGUGCGUACCUAUGCCGUCGAUGCAACAUAAGCCUUGAGGACGCGGAAGAGUUCCAGUGCCAUGAAGACGAGCACCUGGCCAGAGAUCUUCAUGAGGAGGAACGUGGCAGCCACACAUUUGCUGGACAUUCUUCUCCUGCAACCACAGGAAACAACAGAGGCACAUCUGCAACAGCGAAACGGCCUACGAAACGAAAGAAGAUGGAGGUUGGGCAGAGCAAAUUGAACUUUGGAUGA